This is a messenger RNA of Lates calcarifer (barramundi perch), 1881 nucleotides long. RefSeq names its product v-maf avian musculoaponeurotic fibrosarcoma oncogene homolog Bb (gene mafbb). Bases 298 to 1278 code for a protein of 326 amino acids. The record is from RefSeq and is a predicted model, not a curated record. NCBI's taxonomy places the organism in Eukaryota, Metazoa, Chordata, Actinopteri, Centropomidae. Gene Ontology annotation, molecular function: DNA-binding transcription factor activity, RNA polymerase II-specific; RNA polymerase II cis-regulatory region sequence-specific DNA binding. Gene Ontology annotation, biological process: regulation of transcription by RNA polymerase II. The transcript has a single exon. Gene Ontology annotation, cellular component: nucleus.
AAGUGCGCUUCUCCUGAACAGGCAGAGGUGCGUCCAGUCCUCUUGGCAUUUAGUGGACUUUUUAGUUUGUGGCUCCAGAAACCAACCAAGCUGCGCGGUGCAGAGUCAGCACUCGGUACAGAGUUUGACAGGCUGGGAGCCUCUUAAUGCGCGCAUGUUUUUAUUCUUCCUUCUGAGCUGAAAUCAAAGUUUGGAAUUACCGUCGUUUUUUUUUUUAAAGUGAGUGCGCUUUCACUGACUGCAUGAAAUAGCUGUGGACAUUUGGAGCUCUCAGAAGAGACCAUUUUGCCAUUUAAUAUGACCGCCGAGGCGCAUUCACAUUUGGGACUGCAGAAACCCCCCAUGGAUUUCGUCAGCGACUUCGACUUAAUGAAGUUCGGUGUCAAGAAGGAGGCGAUGCAGGGGAUAGACCGCUCCUUCAUCGGGCCGUGCAGCCAGCUCCAGAGACCAGAUUCUGUCUCUUCCACCCCUGGCAGCACACCUUGCAACUCGGUACCCUCAUCACCAAACCUCAAUCCAAAUGAGCAGAGAAAUAACUCCGGGGGCGACCCGUUCUGGAUACCCAACAACGGGGGUUACCCCCAGCAAAUGUACCCUCAAGCUUUUGGCCUGACACCCGAGGACGCAGUGGAGGCCCUCAUCAGCGCCACGGCGCAGCAGGGACACCCCUCUGCGCCCCACAGCCACCACCCGCCACCUUUCCAAGCUGAUUACGAAGGGUACGGCCACCUGAACGAACCUGUCCAGCACUACCCGGGACUGCACCCGGACAUGCAAGGCAUAUCCAGCAGCCACUGCCAAGACCCCUAUCUCAAAGAUGACAUGGGGAGCGCGUCCCCCGAGUCGCCGGAGGCCCAGCAGGUCCUCGGUGGGCACCAUCACCUCCAGCAGCAGCACAGCCGUCACGACAGACGAUCCAACGCCGACAUCCACUUCUCAGACGACCAGCUGGUUUCCAUGUCCGUCAGGGAGCUCAACCGGCUUCUCAGAGGCCUCAGCAAGGACGAAGUGAUGCGUCUGAAGCAGAAGCGCCGGACCCUGAAAAACAGAGGUUACGCACAGUCCUGCCGCUACAAGCGCGUCCAGCAAAAACACAUUUUGGAGCACGAAAAGACCAGCCUGGCGUCGCAGGUCGAGCAGCUCAAGCAUGAACUCAACAGACUGAUCCGGGAGAGGGAUGCAUACAAACUUAAAUGUGAGAAACUGUCCGGUGCUAACUGCUACCACGAAACUGGGUCUACUAGUGACAACCCUUCCUCACCCGAGUAUUUAAUGUGAGUUUGUUAAUUUCCUGCAGAACUGAUUAUUUUCCAUAGGGAGGCAUUUACUGUAUGUUGACAGCUCGCCUUGCUCCUUAAUAAACAAUCCCGUGGAUUCAUCAAGUCUUAAUUAAUGUUGGACAUAAGGAUAUCACUGAAAUAAUUGUAAUACAUAACAACAAGGCAACAAGUUAUGAAUGGAAAAUGACUAUGAAGCAUGCAUGCAGGACAUGUAUGAGAUGUUUUUAUUUUAUACAGGCAUAUCUGUAUUUUGUCUGAGAGGAGAUACUUGAAAUCAAAGAAUAUUCCCUUUUAUUAAUAUACAACUUUAAUCCUUCUGCUUCAGUUACUGCUCAAAUUUUUUUAUUUUGAUGAUUUUGCUUUGCUUAGUUUUUGUAGCUCAGAUUACAUUUUGUGUUCAGCUUCCUUAAAAUAGAAGACAUAUGGAAAAGAUUGAAGCUAGAAAUGACGUUCAUAUUAUUUUUAUGAAACUGAUUCUGCUGGACAGAUGUGUUCCUUAUUUGCCUUUCUUUAAAUAUAAUAUACAAUUAUGCAAAUUGUUUUUCAUCUACUAUGUUUUUCAUUUACUAUGGAUCAAUAAACUUAUUGUGACUUUUUAAAA